This is a messenger RNA of Apaloderma vittatum (bar-tailed trogon), 448 nucleotides long. RefSeq names its product small nuclear ribonucleoprotein D1 polypeptide 16kDa (gene SNRPD1). Gene Ontology annotation, molecular function: RNA binding. Gene Ontology annotation, biological process: RNA processing; spliceosomal snRNP assembly. The record is from RefSeq and is a predicted model, not a curated record. Gene Ontology annotation, cellular component: U4 snRNP; pICln-Sm protein complex; U1 snRNP. The transcript is spliced from 3 exons. NCBI's taxonomy places the organism in Eukaryota, Metazoa, Chordata, Aves, Trogoniformes, Trogonidae. Bases 4 to 342 code for a protein of 112 amino acids.
CUCAUGAAGCUGAGCCAUGAGACCGUGACCAUUGAACUGAAGAAUGGGACACAAGUGCACGGAACCAUCACAGGUGUGGAUGUCAGUAUGAAUACGCAUCUCAAAGCAGUGAAAAUGACGCUGAAGAACAGAGAACCUGUACAGCUGGAGACACUGAGUAUUCGAGGGAAUAACAUCCGGUACUUCAUUCUGCCAGACAGUUUGCCUCUGGAUACUUUGCUAGUGGAUGUUGAACCAAAAGUCAAGUCCAAGAAGAGAGAAGCAGUGGCUGGACGGGGCCGUGGCAGAGGCCGUGGCAGAGGACGAGGUCGUGGAAGAGGAAGAGGAGGCCCAAGACGAUAACUUCUCACCAUGCAACCCCUACCAAAUUCUGGGCAAUUUCAGCUGUUUUUUUUUUGUACAGGUCUUCAUUAUGGUAUCCAUUUUUAAUAAACAGAAAUAUGAAAAA